This is a messenger RNA of Herpailurus yagouaroundi (jaguarundi), 4519 nucleotides long. RefSeq names its product protocadherin gamma-A11-like. NCBI's taxonomy places the organism in Eukaryota, Metazoa, Chordata, Mammalia, Carnivora, Felidae. The record is from RefSeq and is a predicted model, not a curated record. Gene Ontology annotation, cellular component: plasma membrane. Gene Ontology annotation, biological process: homophilic cell-cell adhesion. Gene Ontology annotation, molecular function: calcium ion binding. The transcript has a single exon. The coding region runs from base 960 to 3443 and encodes 827 amino acids.
CCCUGCACCUGCUUGUGCUCUGUCUCUCAAAAAUGAAUAAACAUUAAAAAUUUUUUAAAAAUAAAUAAAUACAAGUAAUGAUUCUAGAUUCAAUCUCUUGAUAAAAUUCCUAAAAUAAAUCUAGGUCAAACCUAUUGGUAUCACUGUUUAGACUAAAGUUUACGGUGCUGCAGUCAUUCUACUAUGCAAUUUAAGGUAGAAUAUAUAGAAAUCUCAAGCAAAUUUUUCAUGAAAGAGAAUACUUCUUAUUUAAGGAUAUGGAACACAAUUCUAUUUUUUUAUAUCAUGGUAAUUUUUAAAAUGACAGCCUAAUGUCAUCCAAAUUUUCUCAAAUGUUUCAUCUUUUACUCAAUAAAGAAAUAUUGGUAAGAAUUUUAGUCAUGCGCUCUGAUGAUUUUUUUGGAACCGAGCUAGUUCCACAUCCAUAAAUACUGUUCCCUUCAGUUGGUAAAAAUCAAUAGAAAGCAAGUCUAACUUGCAGUUGUUCAGUUCCUAUAGUAUUUGAAAACAUUUUUUAAAAUUAAACAAUCCCUUUUAAUAAUUAUUCCUUUUAUUAAAUGCUCUUGGUAAACCUUCAACAUCACAUUAUACAACCCUUUGUUUUGUGCAGUUUUCAGUUUUACAAAUAUGUGUAAUUCUUGAAGAGGUGUGUAAUAACUUCUGGAACAGACACAUUAAGUUGGGCUUUUCUUACUCGUUGCAAUAAUAAGAUUUGGCUCUAGGCGCCGCUCUUCACCAAUCAGGGAAUGGGAAGCUGCAAGCUGCCUUCCCUCCCUCCCCCAUCUCUACAACACAAAGCAGAGUAACAUGGAUACUCACAGAUCCUGAUGCUGGAAACUUAAAGUAGUUCUCUCUCUAAUAUAUUCUGGAUGCAGUCAUCCUUGAACUUGGUAGAUAUAUAAGCUGAUUCAGAACAAAACAGCCCAAGAAACCAGGGAAUAUAAGCUCAGCUUACUGCCAUGGGGAAUCGGCUACUGUUUCUGGACCGCAGCGGGCUGAUCCUACUAUACAUUUUCCUGAGGACGCUACAGGAGUCUGGGGCAGGGCACAUCCAAUACUCGGUGCCCGAAGAGACAGAUAAAGGCUUCUUCGUGGGCAAUAUUUCCAAGGACCUGGGGCUGGAACCCUGGGAGUUGGCGGAACGCCGAGUCCGCAUCAUCUCCAGAGGCAGGAUGCAGCUUUUCGCUCUGGAUCCGCGAAGUGGCAGCUUGAUCACUGCAGGUAGGUUAGACCGGGAGGAGCUCUGUGAGACACUGUCCUCCUGUUUUUUAAAUAUAGAGAUACUUGUGGAAGAUACCCUGAAGAUUUACGGAGUGGAGGUGGAAAUAAUGGAUGUUAAUGAUAACGCCCCCAGCUUCCAGGAGGCAGAAAUAGAGAUAAAAGUCAGUGAGCACGCAACUCCAGGAUCGAGAUUUCCCCUUCCUAACGCUAGGGAUCCAGAUGUAGGAAUGAACUCUCUCCAGCGCUACCAGCUCAAUCCUAACAGUUACUUUUCCUUGCAAAUGCGAGGCGGGAUGGAUGGGGCCAAGAAUCCUGAACUAGUGCUGGAGGGGAGUUUGGACCGGGAAAAGGAGGCUGCUCACCAUCUCCUCCUCACAGCUUUCGAUGGAGGAGAUCCCAUCCAACAGGGUGCUGUUGCCAUUCGUGUAGUGGUCCUCGAUGUAAAUGACCAUAUACCAAAGUUUACACAGUCUGUAUAUCAAGUGAGUAUUCCUGAAAACCUCAGCUCUGGAACUCGGGUUCUCAUGGUAAAUGCAACUGAUCCAGAUGAGGGAAUCAAUGGGGAAGUGGUGUUUUCAUUCCGGAAUAUGGAAAGCAAAGCUUCUGAAAUAUUCCAGUUGGAUUCUCAAACUGGAGAAGUUUUAAUACGAGGGUCUCUGGAUUUUGAGAAAUCUAGAUUUUAUGAGAUGGAAAUUCAAGGCCAAGAUGGUGGAGGUCUCUCGACCACUGCUAAGAUAUUGAUCACAGUUGUGGAUGUGAAUGAUAAUGCUCCAGAAAUAACUAUCACAUCUUCUACUAAUUCAGUGCUGGAAAACUCUCCUCCAGGUACAGUUAUUGCUCUUCUAAAUGUGCAAGAUCAAGACUCUGGAGAAAAUGGUCAAGUCUCAUGUUUCGUUCCUAACAGUCUGCCUUUUAAAUUAGAAAAGACUUACGGAAAUUAUUACAAAUUGAUAACAAACAGAGUGCUGGACAGGGAGCAGGUCCACAGCUAUAAUAUAACCUUGAUAGCCACAGAUCAGGGACAUCCACCCUUGUCUACAGAAACUCACAUUUCACUGAAUGUAGCAGAUGACAAUGAUAACCCACCCACUUUUGCUGACUCAUCUUACUCCGUCUACAUUCCUGAAAACAACCCCAGAGGAGCUUCCUUCUUCUCAGUGAUGGCACUUGACCUGGACAGCAAUGAGAACUCCCGGGUCACUUAUUCCCUAGUGGAGGAUACCCUGCAGGGAGCACCUUUAUCCUCCUAUGUCUCCAUCAACUCAGACACCGGCACCCUAUAUGCACUGCGCUCUUUUGACUAUGAACAGUUCCGUGACCUGCAAGUGUGGGUGACAGCACUGGACGGUGGGAACCCGCCACUCAGCAGCAAUGUUUCUGUGAGCAUAUUCGUGCUGGACCAGAAUGACAAUGUGCCAGAGAUCCUGCACCCCACCCUCCCAACCGAUGGUUCCACUGGUGUGGAGCUGGCGCCCAGGUCAGCUGAGCCUGGCUACCUGGUGACCAAGGUAGUGGCGGUGGACAGAGACUCUGGCCAGAAUGCCUGGCUGUCCUACCGCCUGCUCAAGGCCAGCGAGCCAGGGCUCUUCGCAGUGGGGCUGCACACGGGCGAGGUGCGCACAGCACGGGCCCUGCUGGACAGAGAUGCGCUCAAGCAGAGCCUGGUGGUGGUGGUGCAGGACCAUGGCCAGCCCCCUCUCUCGGCCACCGUCACGCUCACCGUGGCCGUGGCUGACAGUAUCCCAGAUGUCCUGGCUGACCUAAGCAGCUUCGAGUCUUCUGCCAAUCCCCACGAUUCUGGCCUCACACUCUACCUAGUGGUGGCGGUGGCAGUUGUCUCCUGCGUCUUCCUUGCGUUUGUGAUUGUGCUGCUGGCGCUCAGACUGAGGCACUGGCACGCGACACGUCUGCUCCAGGCUUCAGGAGGCAGUUUGGUUGGCAUGCCUACCUCGCACUUUGUGGGCGUGGACGGGGUGCAAGCUUUCCUGCAGACCUAUUCCCAAGAGGUCUCCCUCACGGCGGACUCUCGGAGGAGUCACGUGAUCUUCCCUCAGCCCAACUAUGCGGACAUGCUUAUUAGUCAUGACAGCUGUGAGAAAAGCGAGCCACUCUUGAUAGCUGAAGAUUCAGCUGCUGGUUUAGGCAAAUUUGACUCCAAGAAUAAUCAGGUGAGAUUUAUUACCUACCUCCCAGUUGUUGCUAUCUCUGUGCAAGUCUUUUAAGUGGCUUAAAAACAUAUUUCUGGUGGGGGGAUAUAUUCAGUUCAUACAUGUUUAGAGCAAUACAUAUGAGUUCCUCUAUUUUAUCUUUCAACAAAUUACCAUCAUUUUUCAGAAAAGGUUUUUCCACUCCUCUGGCAUAUUUUCUUUUGAUUCUAAAGGUCUAGUUCAGCUACCAUGGCUUGCUUUAUAAUAAGUUAAAUUUUAGUAAUAUUUUUCUAUCAUCAGUGUUUGUGGCUAUCAAUGAACUGGUUAGGAUUCAAAUUAAUGAUUCACAAUUUUUUUGUUUGCCUAUUACAAUUUCACAUUGCCUCCAUUUAUUUAUAAUUAAAUUCUACCACUAUUUGCUUUAUUUCUAAUGUUCAAAUUUGAUCAUGUUGAUUCAAUGUCAUACACUCUGUAGCUCUUUUCCUUAUCUAUAUACACAUAUAUACAACAUUUACAUGUAAGUGUUCACACAUGUAAGCUUGGCUCUGAGCAUGAAAAUUCUAUUUUGAGUUUUGAUGAGUGGUAAUAUGUUUCAAUUAUGUUGAUUAUUUCAACUUUGUGUAAUUUAUUUAUAUUACCAAAACAGAUAUGCUGAUUGCCUUUUUACUACUAGAUUCUUUUGGGAGAGGAAAUGUAGAGUACACCUUUUUUCUUAAGUUCUACACAUAUUUUCUGUUUCUACCAUGAAGUCAUUUGAUUGUUCUGAAGAAAUAGUUGAAUUGUUGAACUGGUAUUAUUUUCUUUUAUUCUUUUACUUGUACUUUAGUGUGUGUGUGUGUGUGUGUGUGUGUGUGUGUGUGUGUGUGUUUAAGAUUUAUUAAUGUAGUAAAUUCACCUGCAUAAAUAAUUUUGAUCCAGUGCUUCUCAAAAAGUUAUUUUCAAAUUGGCUAAACAUGCUUACAUUUUUCAGAUAUACUAAUGUGAACUAGUUUGUGAAUAUUUGGACUUUAUGAGACUGAUUUAUCUGGUAUUCCUAUUUGGUGUUUCCUUUUUGUUGUUGUGUGUUUUCAAUAUGCCUAUGAGUCAUGGAUUCCUUUUUUAUUUCCUUUGAAAACUCAUUUUGUAAUAUAUAUAAGUAUAUUCAAUCCUUA